This is a messenger RNA of Tupaia belangeri chinensis (Chinese tree shrew), 794 nucleotides long. Its product is annotated as calcineurin-binding protein cabin-1-like. The transcript is spliced from 4 exons. Gene Ontology annotation, biological process: chromatin organization. Bases 221 to 490 code for a protein of 89 amino acids. Gene Ontology annotation, cellular component: nucleus. NCBI's taxonomy places the organism in Eukaryota, Metazoa, Chordata, Mammalia, Scandentia, Tupaiidae. Gene Ontology annotation, molecular function: nucleosome binding. The record is from RefSeq and is a predicted model, not a curated record.
GCACGAGCCACGCCGCAGCCAGCAGGUGAAGACGACCCCCACAGGCCCCCCAGGAGAGCCGCACUGCUGGCCAGCCGAGACUGCCCCGCGCACAGGUGCCGAGCCCCCCAGCAGCCAGGCUGCCAGCUCCAAGGUCCCCAGCAGUGGGAAUGCUCAGGCACCCGAGGGCCACCCGGGUAAGGCAGAGCCCGGCCGCACCAAGGCACGCCUGCUGCCCAACAUGCCGAAGCUGGUCAUCCCCUCGGCCGCCACCAAGUUCCCGCCCGAGAUCACCGUCACGCCGCCCACCCCGACCCUGCUGUCCCCCAAAGGCAGCAUCUCCGAGGAGACCAAGCAGAAGCUGAAGUCGGCCAUCCUGUCUGCCCAGUCGGCCGCCAACGUGCGGAAGGAGAGCCUGUGCCAGCCAGCCCUGGAGGUCCUGGAGACGUCCAGCCAGGAGUCCUCGCUGGAGAGCGAGACGGACGAGGACGACGACUACAUGGACAUCUGAGGGGGGGCGGAGCCCCACACGCCCAGCAGGCUGCCCCUCCCGGCAGGCCUGUCCGCCGCCUUCCGAGUGCAUCCCCUGCCCCGGCGAGAGAAGGCGGAGGACAGGCCUGGUGGGCCCCGGCGGCGUGGCAGCCCCCUUUUCUAUGAAACGUCGACCUGUCAGUGUGCCCACCCUGGCCUGCAACUGUGGCCACCCCACCGCACUGCAGGAUGAGCAGGCUCCGCCUGUCCCAGAGGAGGGGUCGUCAGGGUGGGCUCGCCCACACCCUUUUUUUGGUUUCUUUUCUAAUAAAGAUGGAACAGUU